UAUUACAUGGUGCAACUGAUUUGUUGCCAGAGGUUUCUUCUUCACUGUUCAUUAUAUUAUGCUUGCUGUUGCCGCCACCUGCUGGAGAUUCUCUGUCCUGUACCCCAAAGAGGCUUACACUCAUUCCAAUACCUUCUAAGACCACACCACACGAUGCUGAUUAGGACUGACCGGUCCUCAUGGAUCCCUCUCAGUGCUCGUCCUCGGCUCUGGAGCAUUUACCUUUCAACAACACCGCGCUGAAAAAGUUGCCGGUGGAUGACUCAGGUGAGCCCGGGUCCCGAACUGUCCCGGCGGCAUGUUUCUCUCGAAUUCGGACUCUUCAGCCCCUUCCACGUCCGACCUUCGUGUCCCAGUCCCAGUCAGCUCUGGCUCUGCUCGACCUGACCGUGGAGGAUGUGUUGAGUAAUCCUCUGGGCCCGGAGUAUUUGAGCGGCUCCAGGCUGCUGCCGGGCUCCGAACCGGCCGCGCACUGUUACAGCGGGCAUCAGUUCGGGCUGUUCGCGGGACAGCUGGGAGACGGAGCGGUGGUGUAUCUUGGGGAGGUGGAGUCGGGCACUCACGGGCGAUGGGAGAUUCAAGUGAAAGGUGCAGGAGUCACACCUUACUCCAGGAAUGGUGAUGGCAGGAAGGUGCUUCGCUCCAGCAUCAGAGAAUUCCUGUGCAGCGAGGCAAUGGCCGCCCUGGGGAUACCCACCACCCGGGCAGCCUCCCUCGUGACCUCUGACCUGUACGUCAACAGAGAUCCACUCAACAGUGGCAGGCGCAUUCCCGAGCGCUGUUCAGUUGUCCUGCGUCUUGCCCCUUCCUUCAUCAGAAUCGGCUCUUUUGAGAUCUUUCUGGGCCGUGAUGAUUUCUCAGGACUGCAGGGUCCAAGUGCAGGCCGCCAUGACAUUCGCGCUCAGCUGCUGGAUUAUGUCAUUGAGACUUUUUAUCCUUGCAUCCAGAAGACUCAUAGCAACCGGAAAGACAGGAACAUGGCUUUUUUCAGAGAGGUGAUGUCGCGAACUGCUAAACUAGUGGCCCAGUGGCAGUGUGUUGGUUUUUGCCAUGGCGUCCUUAACACAGACAACAUGAGCAUUCUGGGUCUUACUCUGGAUUAUGGCCCCUUUGGUUUCAUGGACAGAUUUGAUCCGGAUUUCGUUUGCAACACCUCGGACAAAAGAGGACGCUACUCAUACCGAGCCCAGCCAUCCAUGUGCCGCUGGAACCUGGCUCGUCUGGCAGAGGCAUUGGGUUCUGAGCUGGAUGCUACUCAGGCAGGGGUUGUUCUGGAUGCAUUUGUACCCACAUACGAAGCCUUUUAUCUGGCCAUCAUGAGAAAAAAGCUGGGCCUUGUGAGAAGAGAAGAUGCAGAGGACAGCGAGCUCAUAUCAGACCUGCUGCGCCUCAUGCAUGACACUGGUGCAGAUUUCACCAACACCUUCCGCCUGCUGAGCCGUGUCCCCUGGCCCGUGGAUGGCGACAGUGAGAGAGCUACAGUGGGCCCAGUAGUGGACCUCAUCCUAGAACAGUGUGCCACUAUUGAGGAGCUAAAGGUGGCUAAUAAGCCAACUAUGGAGGACCGUGAGCUGGCAAUGAUUCUGUCCAUGGCACAAACCAACCCAGUCAUGUUUGGAAUAGUGGCAGACACGCCAGAUGUGUCCCAGCAACUGGAACGAAUGGGACGGCUAAAGGAACUGCUCGAGACAGAUCAAGAAGAGCUCAAGAAAAAGCAGCAAGAUGACUGGAUUCGAUGGGUCAGCCGAUACAGGAGGCGUUUAGCCAGAGAGUGUGAUGGCACAAAGGACAUGUCUCUCAUCAAAAAGGAGAGACUCAGCGUGAUGAACAGCACCAACCCCCGUGUCAUCUUACGCAACUACAUCGCCCAGAAUGCAAUUCAGGCUGCAGAAAAGGGAGACUUCUCUGAGGUCAACAGGGUCCUCAAAGUUCUGGAGAAACCAUAUUCUGAUGAAUUUGGGCUGGAGCCUUUGGAUGGAUCUAAUGCUAAUGAAGUGACUGUUGCCUAUGACAUGAAACCUCCUGUCUGGGCACAAAAAAUUUGUAUCACCUGAUCCUCAUAGAGCCUCUGAGACAGAUAAAGGAGGGGGUUUUGGUGGACUGGUCAGAGCAAACAAGAUGUCGGUAGACGGUACUGUUACUGCUGCUACUGUUGCUGCUCUCCAGUUCCACCUCAGACUUUCUUUCCUGCUUCCUGAAGGGAGGUUGUUAUGUAACUCAGAGUGUUCCCGUGUUCAUCAGUAUGGUCAUAGAUCAAUGUUUGUGCUUUUAUUGCAGUGCUUGAAGCUGAUACAGCCUCACAGUCAAAAUGUAAUAAAUAACCAAGUGCCAGUAAUUUGAUCAUGCUAUUGAAGAUACAGACAAGUAGUCUAUGAAUUUGCUGAUGAAGUAUGACGGCUCAGAUGACCAGUCACACAAUGACCUGUCUGGGUCUGAAACAACAGGAACAUGCUGACAUUAAUUACUUACAGACAGUAGACUUAGAAGGUCAACAUUUCGUCACAAAUAUGAGCAGAGCAGGUCAAAAUGUAUAAUUUGUAGACGGAAUAGAUAGAAUGAUUGUUGGCAUUUCGUUUCUCUAACAGAAAUAACAGAUCACAUUUGUUUAUAUGAAUAAAUAAAUGAAUGAAAAAGGAGCCCUCCAGCGAA
Molecule: messenger RNA, 2649 nt
Organism: Larimichthys crocea (large yellow croaker)
Lineage: Eukaryota; Metazoa; Chordata; Actinopteri; Sciaenidae
Gene: selenoo2
Product: selenoprotein O2
Exons: 10
Source: RefSeq, a predicted model, not a curated record